AUCAUUGUCCUCUCAGGACACAAGCUUCAGUAUAUCCUCCGGAGCGUAAUUCCAAUCCUGCACAAUGCCUAUACCUCUUCAGCUGUUUCAUGGCCAAGCUUGCUUCAGUCCUUCCAUUGCCCAGUCUACUGUCAAAGCCUGGGUGAUGCACGGAGGAACGCUUGCACAAACAAAACAGGAGAAGUCACAGGCAGAUUAUUAUUUCUGUGCGGACAGUGCAGAUCCUUGGCUCCCCAGCCUGCUCCAAAACCCAAUAGUAGUUUUCCAUGCCGCUUGGAUUACUCGAUCCGUCGAAGCAAAGGUCUUGCUUCCCUGCGCAUAUUUUGUCCUUGAUCAGCCGACUCCGUUAGCCAAAUCUAUGUCCGCCGCUAUCCCAGUCAACUCAAGGCCCGAAGUUACUCCUCGACGUGGUACCGUCAGAAAGCGACAGGAAGUUGACCAUGACACUCCAGACAGUGACCGAAGACCUCGCAAGAAAACCCGCCGAGCCGAACUGAAGAUCCAGUCCCCAUCUUCGCCUCUAUCCGGAAAGGACCUAUCUGUCCGCUUCUCAUCCCCACCUGCAGCCAAAGAGCGAGACUUGAAAUACGUAAAGAUGAUUCAGAUGGUGAAGCCUUUGGAACUGAAGCUCCAAAGUUGCAUCUCGAGAACUCAACCCUCGUCUUGUCCACAAGCUUGGAAGGACCUUCUGGAGAAGACACAAACGAUAUCCCCCAUUCCUCGAGUUUUGGUCUCUGAUGCUCUGCAUGCUUUGCGGGAUGUUUCGACUGGACGAUCUACACUGUUCGAACCAGAAGGCGAGUAUGGUGGAAAGCUCUUCCGUUGCUUCCGUAAAGAACGAACCUGAAGCUAUCUUUCGCUGGAAUCCUUGAUGGACCCUGGAGUUGUACUCUUGGUGUUCUAGCAUCCUCUUCGCCCUCUCGCUUCGCUUUUGGAAUCCUUCUCUGUCUCCGAUUCUUCACUAGUGUGUUCGAUUCCGCUUGUUAGUUGACGUAUUGCUUCUGCGUUUCGUGGUGUGCAGUAGAGACCAUGUAUCGUUUUAUUUUCAUUUGCCCUCGUGGGGAAUAGAACACCUGUGCGUGU
Somion occarium is the source of this 1083-nucleotide messenger RNA. Lineage: Eukaryota; Fungi; Basidiomycota; Agaricomycetes; Polyporales; Cerrenaceae. The record is from the annotation of a GenBank genome assembly.